Metschnikowia bicuspidata var. bicuspidata NRRL YB-4993 is the source of this 906-nucleotide messenger RNA. RefSeq lists its product as uncharacterized. Lineage: Eukaryota; Fungi; Ascomycota; Pichiomycetes; Serinales; Metschnikowiaceae. Gene Ontology annotation, cellular component: nucleus. Gene Ontology annotation, biological process: proteasome localization; nuclear protein quality control by the ubiquitin-proteasome system. The transcript has a single exon. The coding region runs from base 1 to 906 and encodes 301 amino acids. The record is from RefSeq and is a predicted model, not a curated record.
AUGCAGGACGCCUUCCGUCCCACCAAGAUCGUGGGCAAGAAGCGCCGCUGCGCCGAGGACGAGCCCGGCCCGGCCAAACAGGGCCAGGCCCGGCGGCACGUGACGCCCGGGGCUGCCGCCCGCUUCAAGCGCCUGAAGCCACCCGGCAUCGCCGGGCUCAGCCUCCCCGUCAACAGGCUCAUAGAGGUGCUUGACCAUGCGUCGGUGCUGGCGUUGCUCCAGACGGUUAUGGCCCACCACCCGGAAAUCGUGCCCACCGUGACCAAAGUCGCGCCCAAGUCGUCCGUGGCCGACACCAUCGAGCUCAUCCAGCAGAAGGCCGCCCGCAUCAAGGCCGCGCUUCCCUACCGGUGCGACAUGGAGAGCGACUACUCGUACAUCCGCGUGAAGCCGCACUUGACGGAGUUCCUCGCGUGCAUCUCGGACUUUGUGCUUGACCUCCUCCCGCCCAUGGACUCGCCGUUGCACCGGGCGUGCGUCGUACUCGACGCCAUUGCCACGGCGGUGCACGAGCUCCCCAACUUCUCCAACAAGGAGUUCCAGUACACGCGCAGCAUGGCGUACGAGCAGCUCGCCACCCUGUGGCUCGCCGUCUUGAACCACCACAAGAGCCCCGAAGAUCCGGAAUCCGCGGGCGAGGAGGCGUGCGCGGCCAGCCCCAGCUUGGAGAAGAGCAUCGACUGGCUCAAGACCAUCGAGGAGAUGCACUUGCUCCAGCAGGUCGAGAGGCACAACGACGUGUCGGGCGGCAAGUUUGCUGCGCUCGUGGACUUUGUGCGGGCCGAGUUGGACUCGUUCGCGCAGCUCAACCACGGCUUCAGCAACAGCAACACGGGCUCCAUAUUCCUGGACCUCAUCUCCGUGGACUACUCGGGCUUCUCCAUCUCUGCGCGAACCUCGCACUAG